CCGGAAAAAGCCAUCUCACAACAGUGCUUGUUAGCGACACACAGCUGUACUAUCAACUAAAGUAUUUAAAAUGUCAGCUUGACAGGUAGUUAUUAUGGCAGGGGGCUUUCUAAUGGAGGUGUGUGUGGACUCCGUGGAGUCUGCAGUCAAUGCGGAGCGAGGAGGUGCCGGUCGGCUUGAGCUGUGUUGUAGUCUUAUGGAAGGAGGGCUCACUCCCAGUCUUGUAUUUAUUUAUCUACUUACAGGCCUGCUGCAGAUUGUAAAAAGAUGUGUCAAAAUCCCAGUGUAUGUGAUGAUUCGUCCUCGUGGCGGCGAUUUCCUUUACUCUGACUGGGAAGUGGAAGUGAUGAGGAAAGACAUGGAGGUGAUGCAGACCCAUGGGGCUGAUGGAUUUGUGCUGGGAGCCUUGACUGCAGAUGGAUGGGUGGAUGCAGAGCUCUGUAUGGAGUUUCUGGCUGCUGCUCGUCCUUUACCUGUCACCUUCCACCGAGCUUUUGACAUGGUCAGUGAUGCAGCGGUUGCCUUGGAGACGCUAGUGUCAUUAGGUUUCCAGCGGGUGCUGACCAGUGGCUGUGACAGCUCUGCAUUGGAGGGACUCUCACUCAUUAAGUGCCUUGUAGAGCAAGCUAAAGGUAGAAUUACCAUCAUGCCAGGUGGUGGCAUCACAGAGAGAAAUUUGCAAAGAAUUUUAGCGGGAUCAGGCGCUCGCGAGUUCCACUGCUCUGCUCGCUCAAGCAGAGAUUCUGCCAUGAAAUUCAGGAACAGCAGUGUGACAAUGGGAGCUUCUCUCACAGCACCCGAGUACAGCCUGAAGGUGGCAGAUGUGAGCAAAGUGCGAACUUUUAACGCAAUUGCCAAAAAUACCCUGUGAAUUGAAACUAGACAAUCAUGACUAAAUCAAUACCUCCAAAGUUAUUUAUUGGAAUCUAAUCUUUCUGCGACUUUCUGCUUCUGACUUUUUUUUUUUUCUUCGUCAUUUCCAUCUAAAAUAUACAUCUUUUCAAAAUAAAAAUUAUCACACAAUUUGGCAAUUUUGGGGCUUAACUGUACUAGAGUGUGUUACGGAUUCACAAGUUUCAGUUUGUUUUUGUUUUUAUGAGGGAAAAAAGCAAAUAUUUACAGAACUUUGCAUUUGUUGGAAGAAGAGCCAAAACUGAUCGUCUAAUUUUAUUUCUUAUGACAAUGACUGUAUAUUUUUUCAGCUUUCAAUUAAAAGAUGUUAUGUUUUA
Messenger RNA from Phycodurus eques (leafy seadragon), 1229 nucleotides. RefSeq names its product cutC copper transporter homolog (E. coli) (gene cutc). The record is from RefSeq and is a predicted model, not a curated record. Lineage: Eukaryota; Metazoa; Chordata; Actinopteri; Syngnathiformes; Syngnathidae. The transcript is spliced from 9 exons. Gene Ontology annotation, molecular function: copper ion binding. The coding region runs from base 95 to 871 and encodes 258 amino acids.